CGUCAGUAUCCAGUGCAAUCACAGGAAAUUGUAGUUGAAGUGCCCGUCGUUCCUGUUGUUGAAUAUUACGUGUGUUGUAACCUACGGGUUGUUGCUAUCACCAACAUCUAUGUAGUGCAGUUUUAUUUUAGUGACUUUUAUUUGUGAUGACAGUGGGCAGGUAAAACCAAAAAUGGGGACUAUCGCCUUGGAGGAGUAUGAGUUAAUGAAAGAUUCGAAGUAUCGAGUGUACGUGUCAGCCGUUGACAAAGCACUGAAAAGCUUCGAGUACACAAGUGAGUGGGCUGAUCUAAUUUCCGCCCUUGGCAAACUCAACAAGGUUUUGAUAAGCCACACCAAAUUCCCAGUGAUACCGAGGAGAAUAAAGAUCAGCAAGCGAUUGGCACAAUGUAUGCACCCUGCUCUGCCAUCUGGUGUCCAUCUCAAGGCUCUGGAAACGUACGACAUCAUCUUCAAAUGUAUGGGAACCAACAGGCUGAGCCACGAGCUCUUCAUAUACAGUGCAGGUCUGUUCCCACUUCUAGGUCACGCCGCCAUGAACGUGAGACCAUCAUUGCUGACUGUUUACGAGACACACUUUGUGCCCCUGGGAGAGAGGUUGGGCCCAGGACUCAGUGGGUUUCUGAGUGGGGUCCUGCCGGGCCUGGAGGAAGGCUCCGACCAUUUUGAUAGAACCAAUUCUCUGCUGGAGAAGGUGUGUGAGGGGGUGGGAGCAGCUCACUUCUACGGCUGCCUCUGGGAUUGUCUGGCGUCCAAUGCUGCGGUGAGAUUGCCAGCCAUAUCCUUCGCUCUCGCGCACUAUGACAGGCGACUCAGCACCGAGGACCAGUUACACAUCAUGGGCACCAACAUUGAUGUCAUGGUGGCAGGUUUGUGUGCCUGUGUUCAUGAUUCCAGCGUGUUGGUACAGCGCAGUGCCCUCGACCUGUUGCUUAUCGGUUUCCCCAUGCACAAUAGUCAGCUGCUCAAAUCUGACAUGGUCAGGCUUGUCACAGCAUCCCUGGCCACCAUUCUACGCAGGGACAUGUCACUCAACAGGCGACUGUAUGCUUGGCUGUUGGGGUCGGAAGUGAACGUGUCUUUGCUGAGCUCAGAACAUCCCCUGGUGAAGCGCAGCAAGAGCUCGGAGUCCCUGGCCGCCAGCAACCUCUACUUUGAGAUGUUCUCACGGGAAAUGUUGGUUCAGGCAAUCAAGAACAUCUUGGGUGAGGCAAUCGGCCAAAGUCCCCAUGACCUGAGGCCGUACAGGCUACUUGUUUCUCUGUUGGACAAGGUGGACAUCGGUCCUGUCAUCUUAGACGAUAUACUCUUUGAGGUCUUCAGGCUACUGUACCUGUGCUGCUCUGGGUCAACCAAGUCCAACAGUACGGAACUGUUCAAGUCAGCCAACUUGCUAUUCUCAUCCUUAGAGCCCCGCUACAUGUGGCAUUACACAGGUCAACUGGUGGCUGCAGGCUGUGCCAGGGCUCACCUCCCUCCACAGCCCAACGUAGUAAACCCUGUGGGCUCCGGUGAUCCGGGACUUGUUGAGGUCUGUGCACUGACAGAGUUCCUGCUGGAUACGGUGUCACUAGAGACUUACUCUGACACUCCCAGCGAGCACCUGCCUUCCUUGUUCCUGCAGAUCGUGACACUGCUGACCGACCACUGUGACAUGCUCAGUCCAGUACAGACAGCACGGGCCUUGCAACUCUGUGCCAAAAUACUGACCAGGGUCCAGCCCACCAUAGUGGCUCAUAGUCAGACGGAGAGUGCAGACCCACACAAGGAGCAACAGAGAGGGGAGAGCAGUGGCACGGCGACAGACACGACCAGUGUGUCGGACUCUGCCAGCAUGUCGGGGCCUGAGUCCGCAGUCAGCAGAGAGACGAGUCGAGUGAGCACUGAGAGUCACACCAUCUUGGAGCAGUGUCUGCGGCAGUACGAGAAGUUUUAUGUUACAUUUGUAUAUGGGACUAGACUGAAGGUAGGAGAGACCAAGAGUAUCUCUGUACUGCUGGAGACUCUCAGGAUAAAAUCAAACCAGACCAGCUGUGAGGAGAGAGCCAGGCAGUUAGAGACGUUGCUGAGAGCUGUGCUGGAAGACAAGGGUGGAGGUCGGAAACCAGUGGAGGGGGCUGGGGAAGGAGAUGUUGGGCCGCUGUUUAUGUCCAGCCGUGUGGUGGGAGGUACUGCUGGGUUGGAGUGGACAGAGGCUAUGACUGUGGCGUCUAGACUCCUGGUGGACUUGUCUACCCUGCAGACAUUCUUCCAGGUCCCGACCACCCCCUCUGUGCUGGACCAGGACUAUACAGACACUGAAAGCAGUAUAGAUGUGUUACCAGAAUGGCUGAGGGUUCUCAUUGUCUGUGCUUGCUGGCUGCAUUCCUCUACAUCCCUUCAGAUGAUUGCCAUCAGCACCCUACUCGAUCUGGUGACUCUGUGUCGCACGGCCCAGUCGCUUGUGGCUAGUACCUCCACAGACCACCAGAGUGUGACCACUGUGCUCAUCCUGCCUCUACUCACCUCCGCUCACCUCCGCUACAUGGAGAUCCACACCAACAUCUUCCAGGUGAUAGCCCACUGGCUGUGGGGACAGCUCUCCAGUCCUGUGGCGGCCGAGCGCGUACGCAGUGUGGAACUGCUACACCAGUUGCAGAGUGCGUUAGCAAGUGGAGAUGUUGUGGAGGACUGUAUCGGAGAAGCAUUCAUGGCACGGUCCAGCGGAGCCCGGCUAUCCGCUUUCCGCACCUUCACCACUCUCUGGCACAUCGGUCGUGAGGUUAACGCCCGUCUUGGCAACUCACUCCGUGUUUCCGAUAUCUUCUACAAAUCAAUGUUGAAAAUGUUGGAUAAUCUUCAGCUACCAGACAGCAGUGCUCUCAAGGUGGAGGCUCAGAACUGGCUGUUACAUUCCUUACUGCGUGGGGACAUACACCGCCUCCUGGAUCCUAUACUGACUAUGCUGUUGGAACCUGCCACAGCACGUGUGAGCGUGCUGCAUGUGCGCAUCCAGCAACAUGAUGAGAACAACUUCACGGACCCAGCAAAUGACGACAAGUCCCCACGAAUAUACGCUAUCAGCUCUGUCGAUGGUAAUGUCAUCUACCAUGUGGCAGAAAAGUGUGCACGUAGUGAAACCAAACCCGGUAAAGCUAAACGUGUGUUUGCAGUGCAGACAACUUUAGCUGGACAGGACUCUAGUAAACUAAAUGCAAAAUAUGUGACUGAAAAAAAGGCGACAAUUUUAUCUGACGACAUCGGCGAUCCUUAUCAGGCGCAUUCAAAAAAUUUAAAUUUACUCCAAAACAUUUCAGUUUUUGUAAAUCCAUUCUCAAGGGACAGCCUUCAUAAAGAAGCGAUCAACACAGACUUUGAUGACUACUAUGAGGAUAGGAAAGAAAACAACGGAGAGUUGAUCGGGAAGGCAAUUAGGUUUAAUGGAUUGGACUUAGAUAAGAAUAAAAGUAAAUCCACCGAAGGUUCUAAUAGAUUAGGUGCGAGUGAGGAGAAACGUAAGAGUAAAAUGUUUAAAGUACAGAGAAACAAUUCUUUUACAUCAUUAGAACACGAAAUUUCCAGAACUGAAAGCAACCAGACAAAAUCCUCUGUCGAUCUUUUACAGUUGGCAUCGCUCUCGGACACAAUUUUUACAAAAGUGAGUGAUGGAGAAAGUUUUGAGAAGACUCGAAGUGGGAGAGGGUCUAUCUCCAGUGAUGGAUUGGUAACAGCCGCCAGUGCGGACACUAACGGGGAGAUGGUGCGUAGUUGGUCAUACCCUGGGAAGGAUUCGGACUCCUGUGAGCCUGACGAGUCAACCUGUGCAGAGGAAUACUUUAAGUCUCCCAGCGCCCCUGAGACCUGGAGAGACUCUGAGGGCUGGACUGUAGUGGAGGAUGUUAUGAGUGAUCUGCUGGACAGGGUUGCUGCUCUGUCUGGGGACUUUGAGGUGGUGAAAGAGUCAUCAAGCUCGGAGCCUAGCCUGCGCAGUAACUCUACAUCUACUCCUAGUGCGCCUAGACGCCACCUGCAGUACCGUGCAUCCCUCACAUCCGGUAACGUGGACCACUUACACUCCCACCUGCUACUAUACUGUGGCGUGUAUGACAGCCAACGGGCACUAUACGCACUGCAGACUGUACGCAAUAUGCUGGCCACCAACGCACGGGCCUUUCUCUGCUCCUCCUCCACUACUGGUCUUGUUUCAAGAUCUCCUCUGCUGAAACUCGUGGCGAGACACCGUAAGUCUAUCUUCGGCCGAGGGUUCCUAGGAGAACUAGACGCUAGCAGCACUCGCAGUUCCAUGUACCUGGAAGUUAUCAUCACGACCUGUCUGUACUACAUGCGCAGUUACUAUCCCAACCUGGGACAGAACAGACUCACUGCGGAGGAGAUACAUGCUAACAGACAAGUUCAGAUUAGCAGUGUUGAACUGUUGUCACUGGUGUGCUACGAGCUAACGGCCAUUGUGAGGGACAGUGGACGUGGACUGGCCUGCUACCUGGCGGACCUGCUGUCUCGCAUCAAGCUGCAGAAGAUCACCCUACACUGUGUCCUCACGAGUAUCCCCUCCUCACGAGAUUUGCCUCGCUCCUUCACCCAUGAGAUACUUGCCUUCAACGAUAACACAGACGAGAGCUUGGCAUCUCAGGGAGAGGCCUUCCAGGUGCAGAUACUCAGGUUUCUGCUAUCACUGAUAAUGUUAGAACAUGAGGUGAACCAGCGGAAAGGAGAGUCAGAGGCAGAGACAAAGGAAUCUCAUAGUGGAGAGCUACGCUACGUGAGCGGCCGUGCCCUGCCGCAACAGCCCAUGCUGCUAGCGGCCAUACUGCGUGCUCUGGAGGCUCCUGGCCGUGCUGCCUGUGCACAUACACACUGGACUGCGCUGGUCACGUGUGCGCUGCCUUAUCUGGGCGCAGCUCUAACUCGUGUCGUCACAGCCGUUGUCAAGCAACUAUGUGCCAAUGUAGAGCAACUGUCCAAGGCAUUCAACCCCUCGGAUAGUAAUGUGAUCAGUAUGCCAGCAGAUUAUGCCAUCACUCAAGUAGAGGCCCUGACUGUCCUCUGCCACUAUUGCCUGCUGGAUUCUGCCACUCCCUUCAACCUACCACUGGGAUCCACCACCUCCACUCCUGCUCAGAUCUUCAACAAUCUCAUACAUGUAUUCAUGCCUUCACCUCUCCUCAUUAACAAAGACAAGAUAGAGCCGCAAGUGAGUGCACGGAAAGCAGUGCUGGGCAACUUGCCGAGAGUAAUAGCCAGUGUGGCAGUGCUGUGGCAGGCCCUCACACAGCGGAAAGAAAGGGAGAGUGAGAACUGUGAGGCUGGCAGUCCACGGGUGGUGAGACAACAGCUGCUGGAGUUUCUGAGCCCUGUGGCACUACAUCACGGCACCAGCUUCCUGGCAGCCAUGGCAGUGGUGUGGCGAGAACGGAGGCCCUCCACCCUGCAGACAAACUACGCGGUACUGGCCCAGGCGAGUGAAGGUCAACAGGUGCUGGUGCAGCUGCUGAGUGCUAUCAAGGCUAUGCCAAUAGAUACUCUGGUACAGACUCUACACCAGGUGGUCAAACAGCCUGCCAUGAACCAGCAAACUGCGAUGAGUGUGGAGGUGAGCGCUCUGGAACUGUUCUUACACUACAUCCAGUUGAUUCCUGGGGUGAGCCUGGCAGAGAGUUGGGGCUCACUGUUAGCCUUGCUGCGCGAGGGACCCUCCCUCUCACCCCCCGCCCAGUUCCUGCUGGUGGGAGUUCUAAGUCAGUUUGUAAACCGCUGCCCCGCCCUCGCUGACAAGAAGGAUGUCCGUGACCUUCAGGACAUUACUGCUAAGCUGGUGGAGUCGUGCUCACAGAUUGCAGGAGCAAACUUGGAACAGACAACAUGGCUGAGGCGCAACCUGGCUGUAAAGGAAGAGGAAGUGCCACAGCCACCGUCACCUGAGUGUACAGACAAGUAUGAGGAAAUAGAGUCAGAGCCAGUGGUUAACGGCAUUGACAACCUAACCUCUUACGAUGUUUCACCGCAAAAGAAGAUAAAGUCCAAAUCGAAACUGAAAAGGGUGACGAAAAAGAUUCGCCAAGACGCUGAAAAGCUGCAAAUCCGAGCGCUCCACCAAUGGUUUUCCCGAUCAUUUGUGCAUGAGGGAAAUUUCCCUGUAGAGAGGGACGGCUUGCAAAACAACAGUGCAACUACAUCAGUAGCACAGUACAGUGUGGCAGCCCUGACUGUGUUGGCUCAACUGUUGGCACCCCUGCUGGAUGUCAGUUAUGGCAGCCAAGAGAAGGAAAGGGUGGUAACACUGCUCACCACUCUUAUGUACAACGUCACGCCCUACCUUAAAAACCACACUCAGAGGAACGCAGCCAGUCUGUAUGCCAGUUCACAGCUGCUGGCCAGUCUCAGUGGGUUCCAGUACACUCGGAAGGCGUGGAGGAAGGACGCCAUGGACUUGCUGUUGGAGCCUACACUAUUCCAAAUGGAAGCACGGACACUCAUCUUUUGGAAAACGAUUGUGGAUAACCUCAUGUCCCAGGACACAGCUACCUUCCGUGAUCUCAUGGGUCGAGUGUCUGGAGGUCAGGGAAACUCGUUGAGCCUGUUCUCCAGCAGGGAGCAGGAGUACGAGCAGCGAGCCCAGCUGCUCAAACGUUUGGCCUUCGUCAUCCUGUGCAGUGAAAAGGAUCAGUUCCACAAACACACACCGGACAUCCAAGAGAGACUGGCCGAGAGUCUACGUCUGCCCCAGGUGGUUCCAGGGGUACAGUCACAGGUGUUCCUGUGUUUUCGUGUGUUACUGUUACGCAUGUCCCCUCACCAUGUCACCUCUCUCUGGCCCAUUAUAGUGUCCGAGGUGGUUCAAGUCAUGUUACACAUGGAACAUGAUCUGUCUACUGAUACAGAGGAGUUCAGGAGAAACAACAGUUCCCACAUCCGCCUGCUGUCAGCACUGGACUGGUCGUGGGUGGUGAACAGCAACAACGGUCUCCACGCUAACGGCCACCCUCACUGGCUACAGCUGCAGCUGGCUGCUGCCAAGCUGCUCUACCUGGCAGUGCAGUUACCGGCUGAUACCCUGCCACAGUUCCAGAUGUACCGUUGGGCAUUUGUGAGCAACCAGUGCGACACCCCCUUGUCCCAGCCCAAUGCUGAUUUUAUCCCACAUGUCACUCGUAUAGCUCGCCUUAUGGAUGCCAAGUUUGGAGGGCCGCCGGAAGAGAUUCCUUCUCCUCUCCUUCCACCUGGUAGCACGAUCCGUUCACUCAAGGACCUGCAUCCGUUCUUUACGGCCAUGAGCGGCGGCAAGUUUACCACAAUGUCACUUGCUGAGCUUGAGACCAACAUCGAACUAGAUUUCCUUGAGCCGAUGCCUGCGAGGUAAUUCUGUAAGCCCUUCAGCCCUUCCCAUGUCAUUCCGCAAGACCCGUCGCAGUGGACCUGUCGAUGGGCCGGCACUCGUUACCAGAUUUUUGGAUUAGUUGCGGCUUCACAGCAACAGCCAGUUUGUAUACUUGUGUAAAAAUGUAUAGUGUAUAUUUUGGCGGGUUUGUAUGAAAUUUAUUUAUUGCUUUUUUGGGCAUUGUUAUUUUAUAAUUGAUUCAUUUUGGUUGGGUGUUUUUUGUAUAUAAAUAUUGAAAUGUAAGUUUAACUUAAGAAUUGUUGCUGUUAUAGUGUUUACAUUUGUUAUUUUAGUUUGCUGUACUAAAAUUAAUUCUGAAUUUCAUCAAAUUUUAUGAUCAUUACUUCCUGUUAUGUUAUUAUAACUAUUACAUUGUUGAAUCGUCAGUUUUAUAACUUUAAAAGUUAAACUAUUUACUUGUUGCUAUGAAUUUAUUUAUUUAAGUAUAAGCCUUUACCAUGUGAUUAGUAUUAUCAUGAUUUUAUUUUUCCUUUAUAACUGACUUAAGCUGGAAUGAUUAUUUGUAGAAUAUAAUUAUAUUUUUGAGCAAUGUUUUAUUUUCCUUUUAAUGUUUCUAUUGUAUAUAGUGCCUAGUAUUAAUUAUGAAUAGGAUUAUUUAUUACCGCUGUAUUUUAUCAAAUGUUUCUAUAAAACUUUCACUUUGAUGAGCUGUAUGUAUUUUGGUGAUUUGAGAGUUAUUUAAGUAGCAUUGUAUUUGCCCUCUCUAAUCGUAGCAAUUUGUGAUAAUAAACCUAAUUUGUCUCCAGUUGUAGUAAAGUCUUUAAAUAGAGGUUUUUGUGUAAAAUAUUUAUUUUUCUUUACCUUAAUUUGCGGUGCUUUUUAUUCAUGUGAAAUAUUUGAACCCAAAAGACCUAACAGUGUAGAAUAUUGUUUGUGUACCAUAUAUCUCAAUUAAAUGUUAAAGCACAGCUAAAAAAUAUGAGUAAAUGAAAAAAUGCUUUGUUAUUAAUUAUCUACAGCUGAAAUUAUUGUUUCUUAUUCUAAUAAAUAUUAAAUUAAAUAACAUAACCUUAUUAUAAGAAGCUUAAUCAGAGUAUUCUAUUUUAAAUGGAUAAUAUAUAGUAUAUUAUACAUUCAGUGAACUAGCUGUAGUGAAACAAUGUCAAUUUUAAACCAUGCUAUGUCUUCUUACCAACAAACUGUUAUUAUUUAGAUCUAUUUUCAAUGGAAAAUAUAAACAAGAAAUUGAUUAAUUGGAAGAUAAAUCUUACAAUAAUAAAUUGAAUUUCAAUAAGGCAAUCUUAUCUUACAGGUUUAAACUAGUAGUAAAACUAAUUGAAUAUUAUUUUUAUAUUCAGUUAAGAUUAAAUAAAUUUAAAAUUAACACGAUCGUUUAUACACCCGUUUGCAGACAAAGAUUAUCCAUUUAUAUGUAAAUGAAGGCAUUAAAUAUUAGUGGGCUUGACUGACCUGGGUAUUCGUAGAAAGUCCUUGUGAUAUUCAGUUUUGUGAUUACUUAUAUUUUGGUGCUCUAUGCUUGAAAUUUUGCUCUUUUAUUAAUUUGUUUUCAUCAUAUUCAUGAAUACCAUCAUUUCAUGAAUUCAUCAUAUUCAUGAAUUAUAUUGAAAUUUUUUGCAUCACCAAGAACAUUGCUGUGGUAUUUUUUAUUUUUACUAAUAUCAUUUUAAAUUUACAUGAGUUGAGUAGUGAAAACAUUUUAAGGGCAGAGAGCAAUAUGCAUUUCAAAAGCUGAAAAAGGACCCUCAUAAAUCCAUCUUGGUAUCUGUGAAUAACUCUCCUUACAGUUAACACUAAUUUGAUAUUAGUUUCUUUUUUCCAGUUGACAUCAGAAUCAGUUUCUUUCUUCCUAUCGCCACCAUGUUGAUAUCGUUAUCUGUAACUGCUGUAGCAUGACUUUAGUUUUUAAAGGGAAUGAUAAUAGUAUCACAGCCACAAAUUUGUCAUCAUUAUGUAUUAUAAUAAAAGAAACACGUUUUCAAGAUUGGAAUAUAUUGUCUUCUUCAGGGUGUCAGAUACUAAAACAAGUCAGUCUAAAAAUAUAAACUUAUGAACGUGGUGAAAUAUAAACUUCAAUGGAUAUAAAUGUUCUCUGCAUGUGGUGUUGAUUUUAGGUGUGUUUGUUUUUUCUGAUAUAUGAUAUUUUUUUGUUAACUUUUGAUUUGGUGUGUUUAUCACCAUGUUGACAUGUUUACUUUUUCAUAUGCUUGUGUUUUUACUUUGACACAUGCUAAAGAGGAUAGAAUCCAAUCUUGAGGAUUGGUGUUUGUUUAAUUAUAACAAUUAGCAAUAAAUGUUCCUUCAAAUGUCCCAUUUGUCGUCAAAUGUUGUCAAUAAUAAACUUUCAAUACAACGUGUUUUUUAAUCAGCUACUGAGGAUAACAGAAUGUUAUUGUUUCUGCUAUUAACUUAUUCAUUGUUAAUGACUGUAAUUAAUUAUUAUUUCAUUGGAUAUUGUAGGUUUAUAGCUUUAUGCUCAGAGUUCAAACAGUUAAUUGUAAGCAAUUUGGUGUUAUUUUAACCUUUAAAGCACGGAAGAAAAUGUGAUCUCAGUUCAAUUAGUGUGCAUUUGGAGAUUUAAAAAGUUCUGUUUUUGCAGUUAAAGUUAAAUUUGUUUUCUAUUUCUUGGAAGAAAACAACAAAUUUUUUUAAACUCCAUCGGUUGUACACUGUAUACAUGAGUGCACCAUAUGUAUGGUUAUAUCCGCAUGCUUGCUGCACUUUGCAUCGUAGGAUGAAACAUUGAUAUAAGAAUAGCACUGGUUUUGUAUUGAUUUUUCACGUGAUACACAAUGAUUUACUUCCAGAUGGUCAUAAAUCAAUACAUUACGCAUCCCUACCAAUUCGCAGCAUUAUUCGUGUACACACAAUAAACUAAAAAAAACUAUAAGGAUAAUCCCAUAUGCCACGUUUAACGCAAUUCUGACGGUAUGGACUUAUCCGUAAGCCAAGGGUUAAAUUAGCAGGGAUGAAUUGUUAUUUGUUCAUAUGAUCUUAGAACAUUUAUUUUCCUGUUAAGGUCAUAUAAAGAUAUUUUCUUUUACAUUUAAGGGUUGUUAAUGUCUCAGUUGAAAUACAACAAAUAAGUUCAAAAUUGUUCAAUGAUUUUAAAUUAAAAUUACAUUGAAAUGUUUUAACAAUAAGUUUCUAAAAGAUGAUGUUUAUGAAAAUUAUUCAUACAUAUUUAUAUUCUAUACAUUUUUAAAUUUAUUCAAUGACAGAAAGAAAUAUUGAAUUAAAUUUAAAAGUAUCUUUGGUUACAAACUUGUCUGUCAUAUUUGCUAAGUUAGUGUCUUUCCGAAGAUAAGAAGCUAGUAAGAUCAUUGCUGUUCCUGUAUAGUUUUAAAAAUGCAAUUGAAAUUAUUCAUCAUUCAUAAAUGUUCGAGUUCUUGAUACCUUUCAAUGUUCUUGGUUUGUUUUAAAGAACCUAUAAAAGUAUUAAUUUGAAUUAUUACAUUUUUUUGUAUUUACUUUUAUUGGUACAAACUCCUUUUGGAAGCCAGGGCAGGCGUUCACAAGGCCAUAGUUAGACUUAGAAUUUGAUUAAAUAUUGAUUCCAACUGUUACUACUCCCUAGGUAUAGGUAGUGUAGCUUAAAAAAGUGUCUGAUUACUGACCAUUUAGUUAGUCAUCUGUUCCAGGAUUAUGAUAAGGCUUGUGUUUAGUUGUAUGUUUAUUGACAAAAAUCUAUAUUUUGUACUGCAAAUAAUAAAUUGUGAUAUGAUGUACAGAAAGGGGCGGGCCAUUGAUAAUCUUGUUUAUAAAUUUAAUGUUGUCUAUUAAAUUUAUGGUCAAUACGUUUA
This is a messenger RNA of Homalodisca vitripennis (glassy-winged sharpshooter), 11157 nucleotides long. RefSeq names its product protein dopey-1 homolog. The record is from RefSeq and is a predicted model, not a curated record. The transcript is spliced from 35 exons. Gene Ontology annotation, cellular component: endosome; trans-Golgi network. NCBI's taxonomy places the organism in Eukaryota, Metazoa, Arthropoda, Insecta, Hemiptera, Cicadellidae. Gene Ontology annotation, biological process: Golgi to endosome transport. The coding region runs from base 173 to 7357 and encodes 2394 amino acids.